AAUGAAUUCUUCUCUCUCUUGCAUUUUCUCACCUUUUCUCUCUCUUUCGAAGUCCAAAUCUCAGGGAUCAUUGCAGAAGUUUGUUAUUCUUCCAUUGAUUCAAGCGCAAAAGUCGUGUGAGUUCAGUUGUAUGUGCUCACUAACAAGUAAGUCUUAAAGCUCACGCAACCAGGGCUAACGCUUUUCGCGGCACGAUCGGAUCGAGAUUCGCUGAGUUUUAUAUUUGGAUAGUGGAGAACUGGCUUGAUUGUGUGAUUAGGCAAGAAGCCGUGAUUGUAGUUGUCCCGGAUUUUUAUUAAGCCGAUUCAAUUCGGUUUAAGUAAGGCCUCGGAAGGGCAAUCAGACAGUUACGGAGUUGAUAUUGGCCGGAGGUCUUGUUAGAUCGACAAGAUGGCUGCGGCUUUGGCCGGUGAUGAUUUAGCUAGAUCUAUGAGCAGUCGAGGGAGUUGGAACUCCGGGAGCAAACGGAGUUGGGCGUCGGCGAGCUUAAGGGAAGCUUGGACGCCUCCGCCGGACGUGUUCAGUAGGAGCGGUAGACAGGAGAACGAUGACGAGGACGAGCUACGGUGGGCCGCCAUCGAACGGCUACCGACUUAUGAUCGGCUGAGGAAGGGGAUGCUGUCGCAAGUUCUUGAGAACGGAAGAAUCGCUCAUCAUGAAGUGGAUGUGACGAAACUUGGUAUGCAAGAUAAGAAGCAAUUGAUGGAGAGUAUGCUCAAAGUUGUUGAGGAUGAUAAUGAAAGGUUCCUUAGGAGACUGAGGGACAGGACUGAUAGAGUCGGAAUUGAGAUUCCAAAAAUUGAGGUCAGGUUCGAGCAUCUAUCGGUACAGGGCGAAGUGCGUGUAGGGAGCAGAGCACUUCCUACUUUGUUUAACGCCGCUGUGAACGCAGCGGAGUCUGUUCUUGGAGCCAUUCAUCUAGCCCCUUCCAAGAAAAGAAAAAUUCAGAUUCUUCGAGAUAUUAGUGGCGUGAUCAAACCGUCAAGGAUGACCCUUCUUCUUGGUCCUCCGGGGUCCGGUAAAACAACAUUUUUGAUGGCACUUGCAGGGAAACUUGAGAAGGACCUAAAGUCAUCUGGGAAAAUCACAUACUGCGGUCAUGAACUGAAUGAGUUUUUUCCGCAAAGGACCUGUGCUUAUAUUAGUCAACAUGAUCUUCAUUAUGGAGAGAUGACAGUGAGAGAGACACUGGAUUUCUCAGGGCGUUGCUUAGGUGUUGGGACAAGAUAUGAAAUGUUGGCUGAACUCUCGAGACGUGAAAAAGAGGCAGGAAUCAAGCCAGAUCCAGAGAUUGAUGCAUUUAUGAAGAACACAUCAAUGGCAGGCCAGGAAACCAGUUUGGUUACAGAUUAUGUUCUCAAGAUAUUGGGGCUGGAUAUUUGUGCGGAUAUUAUGGUUGGCAAUGAAAUGAGAAGAGGUAUAUCUGGUGGACAAAAGAAGCGUGUGACAACUGGAGAGAUGUUGGUUGGGCCAGCAAAGGCUCUUUUUAUGGAUGAAAUAUCAACAGGACUGGACAGUUCCACCACUUUCCAGAUUUGCAAAUUCAUGAAGCAAAUGGUUCAUAUAAUGGAUGUAACAAUGGUUGUCUCUCUUCUCCAGCCAGCACCAGAGACUUAUGAUCUUUUUGAUGACAUUAUCCUACUUUCAGAAGGCCAAAUUGUUUACCAAGGUCCGAGAGAGAAUGUCCUCGAGUUCUUUGAAUACAUGGGUUUCAAGUGCCCUGAAAGAAAAGGAGUUGCUGACUUUCUACAAGAGGUAACUUCUAAGAAGGAUCAGGAACAAUAUUGGUACAAGAAGAACCAGACAUAUAGAUACAUUUCGGUUCCUGACUUUGUGCAAGGCUUCCAGUCGUUCCACAUUGGCCAACAGCUUGCAUCAGAUCUGAGGGUUCCUUAUGAUAAAUCCAGAGCCCAUCCAGCAGCAUUAGUGAAGGAUAAGUUUGGCAUUACCAAUUGGGAAUUACUCAAGGCAUGCUUUGAUAGAGAGUGGCUGCUAAUGAAACGCAAUAGUUUUGUGUACAUAUUCAAGACUACCCAGAUUACAAUCAUGUCAUUAAUUUGUAUGACAGUUUUCUUCAGGACAGAAAUGACAGUAGGCACAUUUGAAGGUGGUGGCAAAUAUCUUGGAGCACUCUUUUUCAGUUUGAUUAAUGUCAUGUUCAAUGGCAUGGCAGAACUUGCAAUGACUGUCUUCAGGCUCCCCGUUUUCUAUAAACAGAGGGAUUCCUUGUUCUAUCCUUCUUGGGCAUUUGCCUUACCUAUAUGGGUCCUUAGGAUCCCUUUAUCCUUCAUGGAAUCAGCUAUUUGGAUCAUUCUUACAUACUACACAAUUGGUUUUGCUCCAAGUGCUAGCAGGUUUUUCCGACAAUAUUUGGCAUUCUUAGGUAUACAUCAGAUGGCUCUGGGGCUUUUUCGGUUCAUUGCCGCUCUUGGAAGAACAGCAGUCGUUGCCAACACGCUGGGUUCCUUUGCUUUGCUGAUUGUUUUUGUGCUUGGAGGAUUCAUUGUUUCCAAAGAUGACAUCAAGCCAUGGAUGAUAUGGGGCUUCUAUAGUUCUCCUAUGAUGUAUGGACAGAAUGCCAUACUCAUAAACGAAUUUCUUGAUGACAGAUGGAGCGGACCCAAUCUAGACCCAAGAAUUAACGCACCUACAGUCGGGCAAGCGCUUCUCAAGAGUAGGGGCUUCUUUACGAAGAACUAUUGGUAUUGGAUUUGCAUUGGAGCACUAUUCGCCUUCUCUGUAAUCUUCAACUUGUUAUUUAUUGCGGCAUUGACUUUCUUGAAUCCUUUGGGAGACUCUAAACAUGUUGUCCCGGAUGAGGAUGAGGGCCAGAAGAAAAGGAAGUCAUCCACAGAAGGUACUGCAAUGGUGGUCAGAAAUUCUUCAGAAGUGGUUGAAGCAUCAGAGCAUGGACCCAAAAAAGGAAUGGUCUUACCCUUCCAGCCCCUUUCACUUGCAUUCAAUCAUGUGAACUACUAUGUGGAUAUGCCUGCUGAAAUGAAGGCCCAAGGAGUUGAUGAAGACCGACUUCAAUUGCUACGAGAUGUUAGUGGUGCUUUCAGACCAGGGAUACUGACAGCAUUAGUUGGCGUUAGUGGUGCUGGGAAGACAACCCUGAUGGAUGUGUUAGCAGGAAGGAAGACUGGUGGCUAUAUUGAAGGAAGCAUAAACAUCUCUGGCUACCCAAAGAAACAAGAAACAUUUGCUCGUGUGAGCGGCUACUGUGAACAGAAUGACAUUCAUUCACCACAUGUUACAGUUUAUGAAUCUGUCUUGUACUCAGCAUGGCUUCGUCUUUCUAAAGACAUAAGCCGGGAAAAGCGAAAAAUGUUUGUCGAUGAGGUGAUGGACUUGAUUGAGCUCAAUCCAUUGAGGGAUGCUAUCGUUGGCCUUCCAGGAGUAGAUGGUCUUUCAACGGAGCAAAGGAAGAGGCUGACAAUAGCAGUAGAGUUAGUUGCUAACCCAUCAAUCAUCUUUAUGGAUGAGCCGACAUCUGGCCUUGAUGCCAGAGCUGCUGCUAUUGUUAUGCGCACAGUGAGAAAUACUGUGGAUACAGGUAGAACUGUCGUGUGCACAAUUCACCAGCCGAGCAUAGACAUUUUUGAGGCUUUCGAUGAGCUGUUAUUAAUGAAAAGAGGAGGGCAAGUCAUAUAUGCUGGACCACUUGGACGUCGUUCUCACAAGCUUGUAGAAUACUUUGAGGCUGUCCCAGGGGUUCCUAAGAUCAAGGAAGGAUACAAUCCUGCGACAUGGAUGCUUGACGUCACAGCUACGUCAGUUGAGGGUCAACUUAAUGUGGAUUUCGCCGAAAUUUUUGCAAACUCAUCACUUUAUCAGAGGAAUCAGGAGCUUAUCAAAGAGCUCAGUACUCCACCACCGGGCUCCAAGGAUCUAUACUUCCCAACUCAAUACUCCCAACCUUUUCCCGUUCAGUUGAGAGCCUGCUUCUGGAAACAGUGGAAUUCUUAUUGGAAGAACCCUCAAUAUAAUGCCAUCCGAUUUUUCAUGACAAUUUGCAUUGGUUUUAUAUUUGGUCUUAUCUUUUGGGACAAAGGAAAAAACAUAACAAGACAACAAGAUUUAUUAAAUAUAUUGGGAGCCAUGUAUUCCGCAGUCCUUUUUCUUGGAGCAGGCAAUGCAAAUUCUGUGCAGUCUGUUGUCGCUAUUGAAAGGACAGUUUUCUACCGUGAAAGAGCAGCUGGGAUGUAUUCUCCACUUCCAUAUGCAUUUGCUCAGGUGGCAAUAGAGGGAAUCUAUGUUUUUAUUCAGACUAUUAUUUAUGGCGUUAUCCUUUAUGCCAUGAUUGGAUUUGGGUGGCAAGUGGAAAGAUUCGUGUGGUUCUACUACUGCAUAUUUAUGUGUUUCAUGACCUUCACAUUGUACGGCAUGAUGGUUGUUGCUCUAACUCCAGGCGCCCAAAUUGCUGCCAUAGUUAUGUCCUUCCUACUGAGUUUCUGGAAUUUGUUCUCUGGUUUUCUCGUUCCUCGGACGCAAAUACCUAUUUGGUGGAGGUGGUACUAUUGGGGCUCACCCGUGGCUUGGACACUCUACGGCCUUGUCACAUCUCAGGUGGGAAAAAGAGACGUUAUGAUUGAAGUGCCUGGUUCGGGUAAUGUGGCCAUGAAGCAGUUCCUUAAAGAUAGCUGGGGAUUUGACUAUGAUUUCCUCCCGGUAGUUGCCGUUGUUGAUGCUUGCUUUGUGUUGGCGUUCUUCCUUGUCUUUGUCUAUGGCAUUAGGUUCCUCAAUUUCCAAAGGAGAUAAGACUUGCAGCUUCAAUCUAAACAUGUUGGUAUUUGUAUUUGAUUUGUAGGUCAAUAGAAAGUCACUUAUUGUAUUUAUCAGUUGAGGAUUCAGGGGAACAAGUUCACCUCCUUUUGGCUUUUAUUUUGCUCGUUUUCUUUUGUCAUCUGCAUUAUUUUUUUUAAUAUAGAAACAAGGGGAUGCUGUGUGGUUUGUACACAAAUUACUCUGUAAUUUCUUAGAAUAAACUCUCAUUUUAUGUUUUUGGCA
Messenger RNA from Tripterygium wilfordii, 5010 nucleotides. Its product is annotated as ABC transporter G family member 34-like. Gene Ontology annotation, cellular component: membrane. Lineage: Eukaryota; Viridiplantae; Streptophyta; Magnoliopsida; Celastrales; Celastraceae. Gene Ontology annotation, molecular function: ATP binding; ATP hydrolysis activity; ABC-type transporter activity. The transcript has 20 exons. The record is from RefSeq and is a predicted model, not a curated record. Bases 391 to 4761 code for a protein of 1456 amino acids.